AUGGUCGCUAUCGGAUACAUUUCUGUCGUGCUCGUCGGUCUCGCUGGCCUAGCCACCGCCUCCCCUUCUCAGGGUGACAUGGUCAACAUGGAGAGCCGUUACGUCAAGGCCACUUUUGGGGGCCCUGGCGCGGCGCCAAAGUGGAGGGUGCGAGAUGAGAGUGGUAGCUCUCUCGCCAAGCGCAUCUCUUGCGCCAGCGGCAACUGCAAGAUCCCAUCCACCUUUGGGGGCCACAAGAUGGCAGGGGCUAUCAAGAUGCGCGACGUGGAUUCCCUGUACGAGCGUGACAACGACUACGACGUCUCUCUCACUAAGCGUAUCUCCUGCGCCAGCGGAAACUGCAAGAUCCCCUCUACCUUUGGAAAGCACAAGAUGGCGGGGGCUAUCAAGAUGCGAGACGAAGACUCUCUUUACGAGCGUGACGACGAGUUUGACGGACAUCUCGCCAAGCGCAUCUCCUGUGCCAGCGGCAACUGCAAAUUCCCGUCUACCUUUGGAAAACACAAGAUGGCGGGUGCCGUGGCUCGAGAUGAGGAUGCCCUCUUCGAGCGUUACGAGAGCGAGGGCCGCAAUCCCGUGGCCUGGGCAGCUUAG
Messenger RNA from Clonostachys solani, 594 nucleotides. Lineage: Eukaryota; Fungi; Ascomycota; Sordariomycetes; Hypocreales; Bionectriaceae. The record is from the annotation of a GenBank genome assembly.